GCCCUUGGAGCCUUGGAGCUAACUCGUGUUUCAGGUAACAUAUCCCGCGCUUUAUUUUUGCCUUCCAAGAAAUGGUUAUGUUGACAAGCAUGCACAUGAAGUUAGUUAGAUACUCUCGAAAAAGUUGAAUAAAUACCUCAAAACAACAAUGUCAACAACCUUAAAUCUAUCUCUUUCUCCUCUUCUCUACACUACACAACAACCUCAAUCCAAUCAAACAACAACAACAACAACUGACUUAAUCAAAUCAUGCAAAAACCUCAACCAAAUCAAACAACUCCAUGCCCAUUUCACUAAACAAGGGUACAAUCAAGACCCUGGUUUUCUUGGUAAACUCAUUUCUAAAUGUUGCGAAAUAGGUACUUAUAAUAGCAUGGAAUAUGCACAAAUAGCUUUUGAUAGUUUCUGUAGUAGUAAUGAAGAAGGUUAUGAUAAUACUUAUAAGUUUAAUUCAUUAAUUAAAGGGUAUUGUUUAGUGGGGUUAUUUAAUGAUGCUAUGUUGAUGUAUUUAAGGAUGGUUCUUGAAAAUGUCGGGCCUGAUGGAUAUACUUUUCCUUUGGUUUUGAGUGCUUGUGCUAAAAAUGGGAGUUUUAUUGAAGGAAUUCAAGUAAAGGGUUUAGCUUUGAAAUGGGGUUUUGGUGAUGAUGUGUUUGUGUUGAAUUCAUUGAUACAUUUUUAUGGUGAAUGUGGUGAGGUGGAUAAAGCUAGGAAAGUGUUUGAUAAAAUGUCUGAGAGAAAUUUGGUGUCUUGGACUUGUUUGAUUAGUGGGUAUGCAAAGAGGGAGAAGGCUGAAGAGGCGGUUUUGUUGUUUUUUGAGAUGAUUGAGGAGGGUAUUAUGCCGAAUAAUGUGACAAUGGUGUGUGUGAUAUCGGCUUGUGCUAAGUUGGGGGAUUUGGGAUUGGCGGAAAGUGUGUGUGGUUAUAUAGGGAAGGCGGGAUUAAAGGUUAAUUCUGUUAUGGUAAAUGCUCUUGUAGAUAUGUAUAUGAAAUGUGGAUCCAUGGGUAAGGCUAAAAAGAUUUUCGAGGAAUGUGUUGAUCGUAAUUUGGUACUUUGCAACACGAUUUUGUCAAACUAUGUACGUCUAGGGAUGGUAAGGGAAGCACUUGAUGUCUUGGGUGAAAUGCUAUCCUGUAGAGGACCUCGUCCGGAUAGAGUAACUUUGUUGUCUUCUAUAUCAGCCUCGACAGAGAUGGCUGAUGUUUUCUUAGGAAAGCAGUGUCACGCUUAUGUUUUGAGGAACGGGUUAGAGAAUUGGGAUUCCAUUGGUAAUGCCAUGAUUGAUAUGUACAUGAAGUGUGGGAGUCAAGAAUGGGCUUGUAGAGUUUUUGAUCAGAUGUCAAACAAGACAGUAGUCUCAUGGAAUUCACUUAUUGCAGGCUUUCUGAGAAAUAGUGACGUAGAGGCAGCUUGUAGAACUUUUAAUGACAUGCCUGAGAGUGAUCUUGUGUCAUGGAACACCAUCAUUGGUGGUUUGGUACAGCACAGCAUGUUUGAGGAUGCGAUUCAUCUAUUUCGUGUAAUGCAGAACGAGGGGAUUAAAGCAGACAGAGUGACAAUGGUCAGUGUUGCAUCAGCUUGUGGAUACUUAGGUGCUAAUGAUCUUGCUAAGUGGAUAUAUAAUUACAUUGAGAAAUAUGAAAUUCAUCUAGAUAUGCAGCUAAGUACCGCGCUUGUUGACAUGUUUGCUAGGUGUGGUGAUCCUGCAAGUGCGAUGAAAGUGUUCACCAAAAUGAAAGAGCGGGAUGUCUCUGCCUGGACUGCAGCAAUAGGGGCCAUGGCCAUGGAAGGAAAUGGUAAGCGGGCAGUUGAGUUAUUCUAUGAGAUGCUUCGGGAAGGGGUAGAACCUGACCAAGUUGUGUUUGUGGCCGUACUGACAGCAUGUAGCCAUGGGGGUUUAGUACAAGAAGGAAUGAAAAUUUUUAAGACUAUGAAAGAAAUCCAUGGAAUCUCAGCACAGAUAGUGCAUUAUGGGUGCAUCGUUGAUAUGUUUGGGCGUGCUGGUUUAUUGAAAGAAGCUGUUGAUAUCAUAAAGUACAUGCCAAUGAAGCCCAAUGAUGCAGUUUGGGGGGCUUUUCUUGCUGCUUGUAAAAUGCAUAAAAACAACGAGAUGGCAACUUAUGCAGUUGAUAUGAUCUCUGAAUCAUACCCAGAUAAAGCUGGGAUCCAUGUGCUUCUUUCAAAUAUUUAUGCUUUGGGAGGGAAGUGGACUGAUGUAGCCAAGGUAAGGAUGUCCAUGAAGGAAAGAGGGAUAAAAAAGAACCCCGGUUCAAGCUCAAUCGAAGUGAAUGGAAACAUUCACGAGUUUACUUCGGGUGACGAGUUUCACCCAAAACACACACACAUUUGUCUAAUGCUAGAAGAAAUGAAGUGCAGGGUUAGAGAGGCAGGUCAUGUACCUGAUCUAACAAAUGUUUUGAUGGAUGUUGAUGAGCAAGAGAAAGAAUUCUUGCUUAAUCGACAUAGUGAGAAAAUAGCCAUGGCAUUUGGACUCAUCUCUACAUCUCAGGGACAUCCCAUUCGUAUAGUGAAAAACCUUCGCAUGUGCUCAGAUUGCCAUUCAUUUGCAAAAUUUGUUUCAAAGGUAUAUGAUAGGCAUAUUAUUGUCCGAGAUAACAACCGUUUCCAUUUUUUCCAAGGAGGGUUGUGUUCUUGUGGUGAUUAUUGGUAGCUGCAUGUUGUAUAUGUUUGUUUGAUAUUUUACAUAGUAUGGGUACUUUCUCAAAUUUGCUUGUGUAACUUCAUCAAA
Lycium ferocissimum is the source of this 2746-nucleotide messenger RNA. Its product is annotated as pentatricopeptide repeat-containing protein At3g22690. Gene Ontology annotation, biological process: RNA modification. Bases 149 to 2668 code for a protein of 839 amino acids. Gene Ontology annotation, molecular function: protein binding; zinc ion binding; RNA binding. The record is from RefSeq and is a predicted model, not a curated record. Lineage: Eukaryota; Viridiplantae; Streptophyta; Magnoliopsida; Solanales; Solanaceae. The transcript has a single exon.